Messenger RNA from Oreochromis niloticus (Nile tilapia), 2623 nucleotides. RefSeq lists its product as uncharacterized. The record is from RefSeq and is a predicted model, not a curated record. The transcript is spliced from 11 exons. The coding region runs from base 186 to 2096 and encodes 636 amino acids. Lineage: Eukaryota; Metazoa; Chordata; Actinopteri; Cichliformes; Cichlidae.
AGUUUCCGGCGGAAGUUAUUCUGUGUAGCUGCUGCUAGCUUCCUGCCGACCUGUAUGGUGCAAACAGAGGUUCCGAAAGUGGACAGAGCGGACGGAUUCCGCAUUUCCCUUUAACCGACUAAAAUGGGAUCUGAGAGGACGUAACGGAACCUGAAGGAUCCGCCGGGCUAAAGCCAGUUUUCACCAUGCUCUCUCGACCACUUACAAUAAAAGAGAGUGACGGCAGGGGCCAAGACCUAGUGGUGAUGUCUCUGCCCCAUGUUCUCCCAUUGGCUGAUGAGGAUGAGGACACACAAACAGCUCCUACACCUCCUUCAGUUCCAGUAGCCACUCAUCCUCCUCCUCCUUGUUCAGCUCCUCCUUUUGUACAUUUAGCUAGCCCCCUUCCUCCUUCAACUCAUCCUCUUCCUCCUCCAGCUUCUUCUUUAUCUCCUUUAGCUCCUCUUCCUCCUCCUCCCUGUUGCCCCUGUGCGUCUCUCCUGCCUCGACUCCUCUCAAGCCACCGGAUGGAGGUACGACGCCUCCUGCGGGGAGCUCUAGCAUCUCUUGGCCGUCGUCUGAAUUCUCUGGAGAGGAGGAGCAGAAAAACAAGGAGGAAGAAGAAGAACAGCCGGAAACAAAAAGAAGGAGCAUCAUGUUUGACUGGGCCAUCUGUCAUUGCGUCCAGCUCCACUUCCUCUUUUUCCUGUAGCACCCCGCCUCUGCCACUUGUAACCAUAUCCUCUUCAUCAUCAGUAUCAUCAUCAUCCGACAGUGAGGAGUCGUCCUCGUCUCCUUUUUCUUCUAGUUCCAUCCAAUCACAAAAGAGGAGGAGGAGGAGAGGAGAAGAAGAGACAGUGAGCAGGAGGAAGAAGAGGAGGAAGAACCAUCAAGGAGAGUUCAGUGUUUGUCCAGAAAAGAAAGAAGAGAAGGUGGAGGGAGAGGCAGACAGGCGCUUUGUGGGGCAGAUGGCUGUCUGCGUUAGAGGAGGAGGUGACAAAGAGAAGGAGGAGCCGCUCACACUGUAUAACUUCAGCCAAGGGAAGAACAGAAGACCAGAGACUGGAGGCUCCAGCCAGUCAGAGAGGGCCAUCAAUGUGUUUGUUAGGAAGAACGGUUACAGAGUGCCGCUGCUGCAACACAGCUUGUCCUCCCAGCAUGCCUUGUAUAUCCUCCAGUCAGCUGAGAGUCUGACCAGCAGCCAAUCAGAACUCUUCACUGUCCCUUCUGGCAAGUGGCGUUUUUCAGGCUUCACACAGCCCCUUGCCCCAUCCUCCAAUCGCACUGCUUUCCACCUGAGGGUUUGCUCCGCCUCUUAUUCUGUUAGCCCAGUCCCCCUGCUUCACCUCCCAGCAGCUGCCAUGGAAAUGAUGUUGGAUUCAGUGAGGGGUGGAGCUUGUUGUAGUCCACUGCGGUCCCUGAAGGACUGGACAGCCCCACCCAGCCUGAGCAGCGACCACUGUUAUGUUCAAACGCUAAUAUUGAGUCCAGCUUUUUCUGCCUGGCGACAGCAGAAGCAGCGGUCCAAUCACAGCACUCGGAGCCUCUACCUACCCCGGCGACGACCCCGGCCCCUCCCUGCCUGCUCAGCCAAUGGAUUGCCUGCUUCACUCCCAGCUGGCCAAUCAGCAGUCAGCUCGGAGUUUCUUAGCACAAAUGGAGAGCAGCAUGGUAAACGGGUCUCACAGAUCAGAAUCCGCCGUGCGCCACCGCGCGAAAUGCUGCUUACACCAAUGGGACUACCAAAGGUCAAAAGAAUAAAGAAGAAAGAGUUCAGUCUAGAGGAGAUUUACACCAACAAGAACUACAGAUCCCCUGCUAACAACAGAAGUCUGGAAACUAUCUUUGAGGAGCCUCGGGAGAAGGAUGGAGCACUGCUCCUAAUUGGCCAGCAGAAGAGGCGCAGGCUCCUCCUUUUUCCUGAUUUCACGCAGCCCAGAAAGAGGAAGAGACCACAAGCGGCAGGACUUCCUGCUGCUAUGGUACCGAGGAAAAGGGCAGCUGCUCGGCGACAUUGCCACAGCAACGGUGGCGAGGACAUGGACUUGGACGUGAUGCUGGUGGAGCGACUGAGUGCGCUCGAAGACUUCCUGACUCGGCAGGGUCUGGAAGUAUGAGCUCUGACAUCACUUAUCAGCUAACAAAAGGCCAAAAAAACUGAGCUGCUACUGUGCCCACUGACUGAGUGUCACCAUAGUAAUGCCAUCAGGCGAUGUGGUGGGCGGGCUUUUUUGGAUUUCUUUUUUUUGUUACAAUGAAGAUGUGAAACAUGAACCUGCUUUGAACUUUUUAUAGUGUGUAAGGCCAUGCCCCUGCUGCUGACCAUACCCUCUAUAGGCUCACCUGAGAAAAUAUGACAAAACGUCCUUUGAGCCUUUUUAAGAGGGCGGGGCUUAUUAUAGACACUAAGCUGCUGAUUGGAUAAGACUUGUGACUUGGACUGUGAAACCUAACUCCUUUUUUUUUUUUUUUCCAAGUUUUUGUUUUUGAUAAUAUUAAAGAUGACCCCCUCUCCUCCCCCACCCUCAGUACUCUAUGGUACGGGGUAGAGUUGUGUGCAGUACUGUGUGUACUGCAGGCCUGCGGUGUGUAUGUUGUGUGCUGAGUCUAUUUUUGAAUCAAUAAAGUUUUUUUGGUCUCAGAA